UUUCCUCUUUUAUUUGAAAUCCGGAAGUGUUUUGAAACAUUGUAGCAGCUUGACACGGCGAGAGCGCGUUUGCGGUGCGUUCGCUUCUGUUUCUGUGUCGCGCGGAUUAUGCGAGCGCGGGAAGGAGGUGCAGAGGGCCGCGUGAGCUGAGUCACCGUGAAUCAUCUAUAUGGGCCAUUUUCUCUCAAAAAAUGGUUACAGCUUGAAGAAGAAAUCACGGAAGCUGCGCAAGAAGAAGAGGCGGAGGAACUGCUUCCUUCAGGGUCCCUGCAUGCUGUGCUUCAUCGUCCACGGCACCAGCGGGAGCGUCGAGGACGAUUGGCCCUUCGAGAGCGCGGUGGCAGCGGCAUCCAAACUCGCCGAGCGCUACGUUUCGUUGAACUCGCCCGAGGAGUGCGCCAAGUUCCUCCUCUCUCCGGGAGAGCUGGCCGUUUGGGAAGGCCAGGGUCGGAGUCUGCUCUCCGCUUUGCCGGCCAAGCUGAUCGGGCCCCCGACGCUGUUCUGUGCCGUGGACUAUUCGGAAAUGGUGUGCAAGCGCAAGUGUGCUGAGCUGCAGCGGUCUACGCCCCGCAAGCAGCCUCGCUGUGCCUUCCAGGAGGCCAUGGAGAACGGAGAGGAGCGAGGAGACAGCCGGUGCCUCCUCCCUUCUAUGCCUUCGUCCUCCUCUUCUUCCUGUCCUUUGGAGGAGGACGGCUCCGGCGCGGGGCGGCAUACAGAUGCGGGCUCCGCCGCGACCUCCUCUUCCUCCUCCUGCUGCUGUCAGCUGUCCCAAAACGAGAGCUCGGAGGAGGCAAAGAGCGCUGAAAGUACAGACACGUCCCACAUUAACCAGCUGCCCUCAUCUAUACUGCUCAAGGUGUUUUCUCACCUGUCGGUGAAGGAGAGAUGUCUGGGUGCGUCUCUGGUCUGUAAGUACUGGCGCGAUCUCUGCUUAGACUUCCAGUUCUGGAAACAGAUCGAUCUCAGCGGCCUCCAGCAGGUUAAAGACGAUCUCCUGGUGAAGAUCGCGUCCCGGAGGCAGAACGUCACCGAGAUCAACAUCUCCGACUGCCGUAACGUUCAGGAUCACGGCGUUUGCUCUCUGGCUUCCAACUGUCCCGGUCUGAUCAAAUACACGGCGUACCGCUGUAAGCAGCUCAGCGACGAGUCUCUGUGCACCGUGGCCAUCCACUGCCCGCUCCUGCAGAAAGUGCACGUCGGUAACCAGGACAAACUCACUGAUCACGCUCUCAAACUGUUGGGCGAACACUGCAGAGAGCUGAAGGACGUGCAUUUCGGCCAGUGCUACAGCAUCAGUGACGAGGGUCUGGUGGCGCUGGCACAGGGAUGCAGCAAGCUACAGAGGAUCUACAUGCAGGAGAACAAACUGGUGACAGAUAAGUCGGUGCAGGCGUUUGCGGAGAACUGUCCGGAUCUGCAGUUCGUGGGCUUCAUGGGCUGCUCUGUGACGUCUCAGGGCGUCAUACACCUCACCCGGCUUCAGCACCUGAGCAGUCUGGAUCUGCGGCACAUCUCUGAGCUCAACAACGAGACUGUGAUGGAGGUGGUGAGAAAGUGCCGCAACUUGACAUCCCUCAACCUCUGCCUCAAUUGGACCAUCAACGACAGGUGUGUGGAGAUCAUCGCUAAGGAGGGUCGGAGUCUGAAGGAGCUCUAUCUGGUGUCCUGCAAGAUCACAGAUCACGCUCUGAUCUCCAUCGGUCAGUACAGCAGCACUAUUGAGACGGUGGACGCUGGCUGGUGUAAGGAGAUCACAGAUCAGGGCGCCACUCAGAUCGCCAGGAGCAGCAAGUCUCUGCGGUACCUGGGCCUGAUGCGCUGUGACAAGGUGAACGAGGAGACGGUGGAGAGACUGGUGCUGCAGUAUCCACACAUUGUGUUCAGUACAGUGAUGCAGGACUGUAAGCGAACACUGGAACGAGCCUAUCAGAUGGGCUGGAGCCCCAACACAUCCACGGCCUCCUAACACACACACACACACACACACCUGAACAUGACGUCAUCACAGAAUCAUUAUCGUUACUAUGCCGUUUAUUCCGCCUUCCAACAUUAUGCACCAUGAACAUCAAUAUAUAUUAUAUGAUUUGAACGCAAAUAUGUUCAUGCACACAUGAUUCUGGCAUGCAGCACUGCAUUUAUUUGCAUUUGCAACCUACUGAAUCGCACUAAACCCCCAAGGAGCCUAAAUUUGACUCUAAAAAUCGAUAGAAAGAAAUAAGACAUUUUGUUUUGCAUUUUGCAUGAGGAAAAAAGUUUUUUUGGACCACAUGAUUUUUGCAUUGUGUCAUUUCCCUGCAGCUCUCAUUAUCGGGAUUUGUUUGUUAUUCUCAUUAUCAUCAGACGUGAUUUUCAUUAGAUUCUCAUUAUUGAAACACACUCAUUUUACUGCAGCACAAGGGGCAUUUCUGUCAUUUUGUAUAAAAAGAAGCAUAAAAUAAAUACUGUACACAUGGGACUAUGAUGUAGAAAUACUACUAAUUAGGUAAUAAUAUUAUUACACUGCAAAAAGUUUUUUUUUUUUUUAAAUCAGUGUUUUUGACUUGUUCUACAGUACAAAUAUCAGGAGAGAUUUACUUCAAAAUCAAAAUUAAGAUAUUAAGUCAAAUGUAAAAAAAUU
Cyprinus carpio (common carp) is the source of this 2617-nucleotide messenger RNA. Its product is annotated as F-box/LRR-repeat protein 17-like. Gene Ontology annotation, cellular component: SCF ubiquitin ligase complex. Gene Ontology annotation, molecular function: protein binding. NCBI's taxonomy places the organism in Eukaryota, Metazoa, Chordata, Actinopteri, Cypriniformes, Cyprinidae. The record is from RefSeq and is a predicted model, not a curated record. Gene Ontology annotation, biological process: SCF-dependent proteasomal ubiquitin-dependent protein catabolic process.